CCCAAACUUCACAGAUCAACCAAGCAUUCUUUAUUCAACUGUUCUUUAUUAUUUACUUCUCAUUCCUCAAUAGUCAAAGACGGUGCGGGUGCUGUCGAUGAAGAUGAUUUUAUCCGUGCGUUUGAGGAAGUUCCAACAGUGCAGAUUUUUUCCAACCGAGACCUUGAAGAAUCCAUCAACAAAAUUAGAGAAGUUUUAUCUGACGAUAAGCAUGAUUGGGAACAGCGAGUAGCUGCUCUUAAAAAAAUAAGGUCUUUAAUGCUAAGUGGAGCGGCAGAAUAUGAAUGUUUCUUCCAAAAUCUGCGACUUUUAGAUGGAGCAUUUAAAUUAUCAGCAAAAGAUCUACGAUCACAAGUUGUACGGGAAGCUUGUAUAACAUUGGGGCAUCUCUCAUCUGUUUUGGGAAACCGUUUUGAUCAUGGUGCAGAAGCUAUUAUGCCAACGUUGUUCAAUCUUGUACCUAAUAGUGCGAAAAUCAUAGCUACAUCUGGUAUAGCAGCUAUAAGAUUAAUUAUUCGACAUACACACUUCCAUCGAUUAAUACCUAUCAUUUCAAGCAAUUGUGCAUCGAAGUCUGUGGCAGUACGGAGGCGUUCAUUUGAAUUUUUGGAUCGGCUACUUCUGGAAUGGCAAACACACUCACUAGAAAAACAUGUAACACUUUUGGCUGAAACAAUAAAGAAAGGGAUCCAUGACGCAGAUUCAGAAGCAAGACUGGAAGCUCGAAAAGUGUAUUGGGAUUUUCACAGUCACUUCAGUAGAGAGGCUGAAAUAUUGUUUAAUUCGUUGGAGCCUGCCUACCAGAAACCUCUGCAGUCUCAUUUGAAAAACUCAGACAGCAUUGUUUCCUUGCCACAGUCUGAUCGCUCGUCAUCCAGCUCACAAGAAAGCCUAAAUCGCCCCCUGUCUACAAAACGCAGUCCUACUGGAAGCACUGUAUCACGAGCUUCAACAGUCAAUGUGAAGCCUGUGUCUAACACUGGAUCCCUGCAACGUUCUCGCAGUGAUAUUGAUGUGAAUGCAGCUGCUAAUGCUAAGUCGCGCUUGACUGCCACUCCAAGUAAUACACCUGGACACUUCAGCUCAGCAGCAGCUCUACCUCCAGGGUCCUACGCUUCACUAGAUGGCACAUCCACUAAAGCUGAGGGGUUUUCUACAAAGAAGGAUGGUCGAGUGCGCUCUAGACGUCAGAGUGCUGGGAGUACCACCAGUGUAGCCAGUACGCCCUCUGAUACCAGAGGCCGAAGCCGAGCUAAAGUAGUGUCUCAGUCCCAACGAUCCAGAUCAGCUAAUCCUGCAGGCGCUGGAAGUCGAUCCAGUUCACCUGGAAAGCUUCUUGGUAGUACAUAUUCCGGCAUGAGUAGUGGGCCGCAGAGAGUAUCUGUUGCACCUCAAGCAUCUGAGAAACGCAGCAAAAUCCCUCGCAGCCAGGGAUGCAGUAGGGAAGCCAGCCCCAACAGAUUGGGCUUGGCUUCUCGUCGGCACUCAAGGUCCACCAGUGCACUCUCCACUGCUGAUUCAAUUGGGCAGCCAGAUCGAUACGGGCUUGGACAAGCUGGUCGAUUGCCUCCUACAGUAAAUGCCAUGAGGGUUCUCAACACAAGCACAGAGGUGGAGGCUGCUGUUGCAGAUGCCUUGCUGUUAGGAGACUCCAGGACUAAGAAAAAACCCGUGAGAAGGCGAUAUGAGCCAUAUGGGAUGUACUCUGAUGAUGAUGCAAACAGUGAUGCAUCUAGCGCUUGUUCAGAGCGGUCAUAUGGCUCCAGAAAUGGAGGCAUUCCACACUACCUGCGUCAAACAGAGGAUGUGGCUGAGGUCUUAAACCACUGUGCUAGUUCAAAUUGGUCUGAGAGAAAAGAGGGACUUGUCGGCCUUCAAAAUCUGUUGAAAAGUCAGAGGACAUUAAGCCGAGUUGAAUUGAAGCGAUUGUGUGAGAUUUUCACUCGUAUGUUUGCAGAUCCUCAUAGCAAGAGAGUAUUCAGCAUGUUUUUGGAAACUUUAGUAGAUUUCAUCAUCAUCCACAAGGAAGACCUCCAGGAUUGGCUGUUUGUGCUCCUGACUCAGCUUUUAAAGAAGAUGGGUGCAGAUUUAUUAGGUUCUGUACAGGCCAAGGUUCAGAAGGCACUAGAUGUUACCAGAGAGUCCUUCCCAUUUGAUCAGCAAUUCAAUAUUCUUAUGCGUUUUAUAGUGGAUCAAACACAAACACCUAACCUCAAGGUUAAAGUUGCAAUCUUGAAAUACAUUGAGAGGCUGGCAAGGCAGAUGGACCCAGUCGAUUUUGUUAAUUCCAGUGAGACCCGUCUUGCUGUUUCCCGAAUCAUAACUUGGACAACCGAACCAAAGAGCUCUGAUGUGAGAAAGACUGUGCAUAGUUGGUUGAGUGAUGAGGUGUUGGCCAGGUCCUGUUCGAGUACCUCUGGGCCUGGUGAAAUUGGCCUGGAAGAAAAGUGUAAACAGGCUGCGCAGGUCGUGCUGAUUUCUCUGUUUGAGCUGAACACUCCUGAGUUCACUAUGUUACUUGGUGCCUUGCCAAAAACAUUCCAAGAUGGUGCCACCAAGCUCCUUCACAAUCACUUGAAGAACUCUAGCAACACUAGUGUGAGUUCACCUAGCAACACAAUGGGACGCACACCUUCACGACACUCCAGCAGCCGAACAAGCCCCCUCACAUCUCCGACAAAUUGUUCGCAUGGUGGUCUCUCCCCAAGUCGAUACUGGGGUUGGAGUGCAGAUGGGCUGUCAAAGCAUCCCCCCACCCCUUCUCAGCCUCACUCCAUCCCCACAGUUCCUACCCACAAGACCUUCCGGCGUUCUUACUCGCCCAGCAUGUUGGAUUAUGACACAGAAAACCUUAACUCCGAUGAAAUUUAUAGUUCCCUUCGUGGGGUCACACAAGCCAUCCAGAACUUCAGUUUCCGCAGUCAAGAAGAUUUAAAUGAACCAAUUAAACGCGAUGGAAAGAAAGACUGUGAUACUGUAUCAAGGGAUGGAGGAAUUGCAUCGCCAUCCUCUGACAUCCGUGGAGGUGGUGAACCUGUAGAAGGAGGAAGAACUGCACUUGACAACAAAACAUCUUUACUUAACACUCCACCACCCCGGUCUUUCUCUGGACCUCGCACUAGAGAAUACAAUCCAUAUAACUAUUCAGAUACAAUCAAUGUGUUUGACAAGACAGCACUCAAAGAAGCUAUGUUUGAUGAUGAUAUGGAACAAUUCCGUGAUGUUCCCAUUGAUCAUUCAGAUUUGGUUGCUGACCUUCUGAAAGAACUAUCCAAUCACAAUGAGCGAGUUGAAGAACGGAAGGCAGCGCUACUGGAACUUCUAAAAAUAACCAGGGAGGAUACUCUAGGGGUGUGGGAUGAGCACUUCAAGACUAUUCUACUUUUGCUUCUAGAAACCCUAGGUGACAAAGAUCAUUCCAUUAGAGCAUUAGCCUUAAGAGUUCUACGGGAAAUUCUACGUAAUCAACCAGCAAGGUUUAAAAACUACGCAGAACUAACAAUUAUGAAAACACUAGAAGCACAUAAAGAUUCCCAUAAAGAGGUGGUAAGAGCUGCUGAAGAAGCUGCUUCCACAUUGGCGAGCUCCAUUCAUCCUGAACAAUGUAUUAAAGUGCUCUGCCCCAUCAUCCAGACUGCUGACUACCCCAUCAAUCUAGCUGCCAUUAAGAUGCAAACAAAAGUGACAGAGCGGAUCUCCAAGGAGUCUCUGCAUCAGCUUCUUCCAGAUAUCAUCCCAGGAUUGCUUCAGGGUUAUGACAACACAGAAAGUAGUGUGCGUAAGGCAAGUGUGUUCUGUUUGGUGGCAAUUUAUUCUGUAAUUGGAGAAGAGCUAAAACCUUAUCUUGCACAGCUCACAGGAAGUAAGAUGAAAUUAUUGAACUUAUACAUAAAAAGGGCCCAGACAACAAACAGCAACAGUAGCUCAUCGUCAGAUGUGUCAAGUCAUAGUUAACAGAUGGCAGUCAUGUUUCUUUAGACGGAUGAAGCCGUGCCUCUUCAGAGACCUAUCUGCUCAGAUUUUGAAAUCCAUGUGCCCUUGGAGUGAACAAUUGCUGCACAUCAGUGUUUGUUCUUAAGUAAUAUAUGCAGUUGCUUAGCUUUAAUCUUACAGCUGUUACUUGAUCAUAAUGUGAUGCCUGUUUAAUAUGUGACCUAGAAUAAAAGAAGGCCUAUAGUGAGUCUUUGACAGUCCAGUGGUGACAUCAAGUGAAGCAGCGAGUGAAGGUUAAGUUAUUGUCAUCCUUAAACCUGAAGUUUGUGACAUACAUACAUGAGUAUUAUUCCACAUGAUGUAAUUUUAAGUAUUAUACAUAAAAUAUCUGCUGUUAAAUUACACCAGAAGUGACAUUGCCACACUUUUUCUUAGCAGCUACUGGUGUAGACAUGUCAAGUUCUUGCUAAGCCAAGUGAUAUCUCACUGGAUUGAACUAUUAUUACUGUAGAAGAUUGAAGCAACUUUUUACUACUGCUGCCAGUAUUUCACACUUCAGGUUUUAAAUUGCAACCAUCUCACAAUUGAAGAUUUGCAUGGAAGCACAAAAAAAGGCAUGAUUGUCCUUUUUUGGGAACUGUAAGACGGCAAUUUGGUGAAGACUAGCUACUGUAUUAUGGAACUUCUUUUCAAAACUAUUGUACUUUCUUCUUCUUUCUCACUAUUGGUUCCACUUCUCUUUCCUUCCCCAUCCCUGGAUAAUUGCCUCAUUAUUUGGAAAUGCAGGGGGAAGCUUGUUGUAUAUCCAUGCCUUUGAAAUGGGUGCUCCUAUCCUUGCCUUAGCAAGAACCAAGAAAAAUCAAAUUAAUGCACCUGAGAUUAUAUCAGCCUGAAAAUGAAAUCCAAAUUUGUAGUUCUCUGUUUGAGAGUCCUGUUCAUCAAGAGUUUUGGAAACACCCAUUUAUGUUGUAAUAUUAGAUUUUAUGUGAUGGAACGUAAAAACCACUGAAUUUCUACAUAUAAUUUAAGUCUAAUAUGUAAUUUAGUAGGCCUGUGUUCCCAUUCCUCCGAAAUGAGUUGGAGUGAAGUUGGGAAGAAAAGCUGAAAUGAUCAUGCAAAGUUUGUCGUUGCAGUUCAGUUUCCAUUCCAAGUUUGGCUGCCUGAAAUAUGAUCCACUGAAGGCAAUGAUUUGUCACAUCAUGAUUUUAUAUUCUGCUGUGGUGGAAACAAAUCCAUAGGUUUGGUAUAAAUCACCAGUUAGCAAUUAUUCUUGUUAUGAGAAUGCAAACUGUUCAAUAGUAAUACUUACCUUCUUAAAAACUUGAAUGCCAACUAUCUGCGUCCUUCUGGUCACCAUCUUUGGUUAUGAUUGUUCCAUCUGCAUAAACAUUUGUAUGUUCUGAUGCUGUUUAUUUUUUUACCCAGUCCUGUAUUUUGCUGACUUUGCCACAGGAGGUUUCUUCUUCAGUUGUAUCACACUUUGGCAUCUCCCAGAAUGGUUUAUGCCAGUUGUGAAUCAGUUGUGGGAAGCUAUUCUUCUCCUCUAUUCAGUCAUGAAUUGUACUUUAAUUUUCCUUUCAUUCAGUAGCUUCUGAAUUCUAGCAUUUGAAGAAAGAAUGUCAGUCAAAAGAUUUCCAUCGUUCAAGCUGAAAUUUCGGAAGCAAAAUCCUUCUUAAAAGCAUAAGUUGUACAACAGAGACAGAGUUAAGUAUUGCUUGAAAAAAGAGCCAUGUUGCCAAAGCUGCUUGUUUUGCACUCAUGCCACAUUAUCUUGUACUGUUGAAUGCAAGGUGAAAAGCUUUGCCAGCAUGUUUCUUUUUUUAAGCAAUAUUAAAGUUCUAAUGUGACCAAGCAACUGAAAGAGAACUCCUCAAGUUGAGUCAUCUAACAACAACAAAAUCAACAAAAGUUAUUGAGGAUUUGGAACAACCAAGCAUAGUCUUGUGUGGCAGUGUUUAUUUCUACUUUGCUUUCUAGGUUGACGUUAGAUAAAUAUUCUUCUCUUUAAAAUGAACUUGGAGCAAAGAAAUGCCCACAUGGGGGCAGUGACUUAAUGGUAAUGUAUUGGAGGUAUGGGUCCAAAUUCUACCUUAGCAACUUAAUUCUUUCAUAGGAAGAGCUAGUGGCUGGCAGGGCCAACAUUUGUUGCCCACCUCUAAUUGCCCUUGAGCUGAAUAAUUGGUACACUGUUUCAGAGAUGAGCUAAGAAUGAACCACAUUACUGUGGACCUGGUGUCACAUGUAGGCCAGACUGGCUCAAGAUGGCACAUUUGCUUCCCGAGCGAUAUUAGUGAGCCAUUUGGGAUUUUACAGUAAUAGUUGUCAUUAUUCAGAUAGCUUUGUAUUCUAGAUUUUAGAUUCCAUCAGCUGCUAUUGGGUAAUCUGAAUCAGUGAGCCCCAGGAAAUUAUCCUGCACCUCUGAAUUGUGCGUUGUGAUAUUACUAUGAUUCUGCCAUCUGAAAUAUAAAGCUAGCCUCAGUAAUAGUGACCAUCAGACUAUCACUGGUUGUCAUUAAAACCUACCUUAUUCACGAAUGUCAAUUAGGAAAAGAAAUUUGCCAUCCUUGCCUUGUUUGCCCAAUAAUUGACUCCAGACCUGCAGCAAUGUGUUUGACUCUUAAUUGCCCUCUGAAAUGACAUAGCAAGUCACUCAGUUCAAGGGCACUUAGGGAUGGGUAACAAAUGCUGGUCUUACCAGCGACACUCACUUCCCAUAAAAAAUGAUGCUGUGGCCACCCCACCAGAUUGUAUGCUGGUUUCAUUUUAUUUUUAACUUGUAAACAGGGCAUAGAAGAUUUAUUAGAAGAAAUGAAGUCCAAGGCAUUCCUGGUCCCAAGUAAUACUUAACCCGUUGGUUAGUUGGCUGCGUUAAAUUCCUACCAGUUAGGAUUGGCCAACAUCCUAUAGAAUACACGGGAAAAUAAUCAGACAAUCAUAAGAGUAACUAACCAAAACACUUGUGACUUGAACUUGCCUUCAAGAAAAUAAUGCAAUUAGUAGAGCUUUACUCAAAUCUAGAUCUCUGCAUGUGAUCUUUCUAUCUCCAUAAAUUGUAGAAUUGUUUUUUUAAUUUGAAUAAUUGUUAUCACCCUCACAUUGUAACAUUGUUACUCUCCUCCAUUCCCUGAGUCCCAACUCUCCAACAUGUCUGACAUUUUGCUUUGGAUACCUCCUCAGGACUUUUGGGUAUAAAUGUGACACUUAAAUUAAUUGUAUUUUUUUAAACAUUUUCAUGUUAUUUUUGAGUUUUAAAUAUUCUGUUGAUGUUUGUUUUAGUUGAAAUUUUGGCUCCCUCCAAUCUCAAAUAAAUGCUUAAAACUUUUACAGUCUGUUCAUUUUUUUGCUCCCCACUGGUAAGUGGAGCCCUUGUGAUUGCCCCCACCCCCUCCGAAAAAUAAACAUUUUGCUGAAUGCUUUGACUAGGAGGAGAAAAAUUAAAGUUGGCCACCUGGGGGAGCUGUUGUAGGAUACAAGAAAUGUUAACCAGUUUGUCCAGUAUGUUGUCCUUAGUUACCUUGACAUGUUUUACUCUGAAGUAGAAGAUAAUUUUGAUUUUUUUUUUAAAUCUUGACCCAAUUUACAGGUGGGUGACCCAGGUACUAUCACUUGCCUUUCAUAUAUUUUAUGCGGUGUAAAUGUUAGCAGCAUUAGCUAAGGAAAGAGCAAAAGCAGAAACUCAAUGUUGUAAACUAGGUAUUAUAAAUAAUUAAUAAAUUUAGGUUUGACUAAAGUUAUCUGGCCCCAAAUUGACUAGUUUAUCCUUUCAUGAUCAACAUUGGAAAACUAUUGGAUAUUUUUAUGUGAAGUAUUCAUCAUGAUCCUUUUUAAUUGUUUAUUGUAUUUUAUGUUUGUGUACCAUUUAUAAGAAUUAAAUAAUCCAAACAUUUUUAGUUAUUUCUCUUGAAGUUAAAGACACAGAUGUACUGUAAUACCCAACCAAUUGUUUCAUCUUUUCAUUUUACUUUUAUAAAAGUUUGAAAUGUGAAUGAGCUUUUUUGAACUCUAAGUGAGCUUAGCACAGUGGCUGACGUCGUCUCGGAUUCAAAAGUGAUCAGUGCACUAAAUACACAGCUGGUGAAAAUAUAUUUCCAUGAUUGUUCUCAACUUUGUGACUUUUAUGCCUUCAAAUUGUGGAGUUUUGUAUUCUAUUCUUUACAAUGCAAUUAAUUUUUCAAGACUACUUAAUUAUAUGGCUGGUGUACAAAAUUAAGAAUACCCUCUUGCGCACUAGUAAUGUAACAAAGCUUUGUAUUAAAUGCACACUCCUUCUGGAUUUAGGUGAUAUUUGUUAAAUUCAUGCCUGCACUGUUGGGACCAAAAACCCCAAUUGGAGGAGAAAUUUUGGAGCAGUUAUGCUCCUGCAUCUUUUUAUUUUUAAGAUUAGUAUGUUUAAUGAAUCAUGUUUCAAAAUGUGGCUUUAAAGAAGGCAUAAAUUGUCUAAUGCUGUGGUGACUGACUGUCCAGGACAUGCAGUGCUCAACAUUGGCAGAUUUUGAUUUGAAAAUUAAUACCCUUCAUAGCAAAUGGAUUUAUCAGCUGUACCUGAAAGUCACAAUGAUUUUCAGUAUCCAUGUUGUUGAAUAUGGUUUGGCAUGUUAACUUUCAAAAAUACGUAAUAUCUCUGUUUUAAGGUAUAUACAUUAUUGCAAUGUUGAUAAUGCCAUUUUAAACUGUAUAUACUGUGAUUAAAGGAUAAUUAAGCAAUCUGAAGCUGACUCUAUACUUCAAAGAUGUUUAGCUGUUGCAUGCUAUGCUCUUCCCCUUCUCUUUCUCAUGUUUUCUCAUACCCCUGUCUCCUCAACACCACCCCUCACCCCUGCCAAAGUUUCCCUGCUACAAAUCCUCCGAAUUCAUUCAGCUGGAAAUAACGUGUGACAACAAUGGGCCUUCUUUUAUUCCUUGCAACUUUUGUGCUAUAGGCAGGUAAAUGAUUGGAUGUGUGAUUUCUUUUGUUUCUGUGAAGAGGAAAGGAUUGCUGCUGUUGUAAUUUUCUUGAACUGUUGGAUGUAUAGGAAAGGACCUCACCUAGUUUUCAAAAUGGGUGCUUUCCAGAAAUAUCUAAUACAAUCUACUCUGCCAUGUUUGAGUAAUGAACGAAAAGUUCUCUAUUGUUUUGCUAGAACUGACUGAAAUUUCACACCUCGAAGGUCAGCCUGCAUGUUGCAGCAGUGUCGCCUUUGCCAUUCAUCCAUCGGCUGCACGAAUGGUCUAGGCAUGGACGACCGAAAUUAUACAAUCCUGGUGUUUUUACUUGUUUAGUCCUAUGGUGGUGUUCUGUUUUGAGGCAUGUGGCUUU
This is a messenger RNA of Chiloscyllium plagiosum (whitespotted bambooshark), 9229 nucleotides long. The record is from RefSeq and is a predicted model, not a curated record. Lineage: Eukaryota; Metazoa; Chordata; Chondrichthyes; Orectolobiformes; Hemiscylliidae.